GAGAGUGCUCAGAUGAUCAAAGAAGUGGAAGUGGCUAAAGUGACAGUGCUGGAAAGAAAACAAGUAGAAGCAAUAAAGAAGCUCUGGGAAGACCCAGGAAUUCAAGAAUGCUACGACAGACGGAGGGAAUACCAGCUCUCAGAUUCUGCUAAGUAUUAUCUUACUGACCUUGAUCGUAUUGCUAUGUCCUCAUUUGUGCCAACUCAGCAAGAUAUUCUUAGAGUCCGAGUGCCAACUACAGGAAUUAUUGAGUAUCCUUUUGAUUUAGAAAAUAUUAUAUUUAGGAUGGUGGAUGUAGGUGGCCAAAGGUCAGAAAGAAGGAAGUGGAUCCAUUGUUUUGAAAGUGUUACUUCCAUCAUUUUCUUAGUUGCAUUAAGUGAAUAUGAUCAAGUCUUGGCAGAAUGUGACAAUGAGAAUCGAAUGGAAGAAAGCAAGGCCUUAUUUAAAACUAUCAUUACAUAUCCCUGGUUUCUGAAUUCCUCAGUCAUUUUGUUUUUAAAUAAAAAAGAUCUUCUGGAGGAGAAAAUAAUGUACUCCCAUCUAAUUAGUUACUUUCCAGAAUACACAGGACCUAAACAAGAUGUCAAAGCUGCCAGAGACUUCAUUUUGAAGCUGUAUCAGGAUCAGAACCCAGACAAGGAGAAAGUAAUCUAUUCCCACUUCACUUGUGCCACAGACACAGAAAAUAUUCGUUUCGUCUUUGCUGCUGUCAAGGACACAAUCUUGCAAUUAAACCUGAGGGAGUUCAACCUGGUUUAA
This is a messenger RNA of Balearica regulorum gibbericeps (East African grey crowned-crane), 759 nucleotides long. Lineage: Eukaryota; Metazoa; Chordata; Aves; Gruiformes; Gruidae. The record is from RefSeq and is a predicted model, not a curated record.